AUGUCUCCCUCUAUAGUGGCCGAAAAGUGGUGGAAAAACUCCAUCAUCUACCAAAUCUACCCCGCCAGCUUCAAAGAUUCUAAUGGCGAUGGCAUUGGCGACAUCCCAGGGAUUAUCUCAUCGCUCGAUUAUAUCACAAGCCUUGGUGUGGAUGUAAUUUGGCUGUGUCCCAUGUACGACAGCCCGCAGAUUGACAUGGGCUAUGAUGUUGCCGACUACAAAAGCGUAUAUGGCCCAUACGGUACUGUCCAGGACAUGGAUACCCUCAUUGACGCAUGCCACAAGCGAGGACUUCGGAUUAUCCUGGACUUAGUCGUGAAUCACACAUCAGACCAGCACAAAUGGUUCAAGGAGUCCCGCUCUUCAAAGACAAACCCCAAGCGCGACUGGUACAUCUGGAAGCCAGCUAAAUACGACGCGAACGGAAAUCGUCAGCCGCCAAAUAACUGGCGCAGCAUUUUCGGUGGCAGUGCGUGGGAGUGGGACGAGACAACAGAAGAAUACUAUCUCCAUCUGUUCUGUGUUGAGCAGCCCGAUCUCAAUUGGGAGAACCCCGAGACUCGCAAGGCAGUCUACGAGGAUGCGAUGGAGUUCUGGCUGCAGAAGGGCGUGGAUGGCUUCCGCGUCGAUACGGUCAACAUGUACAGCAAGCACCCCGACUAUCCCAAUGCUCCAAUCCUUGAUCCAAAGUCCGACACACAACCGGCUUUCUCGCUGUUCUGCAACGGUCCUCGCAUCCACGAGUACAUGCGCGAGAUGAACGACGUGCUUUCCAAAUACGAUGCAAUGACCGUUGGUGAAUUGCCAAACACGCAUACCUUGGAAGGGGUUCUGAGCUAUGUCUCAGCGGCAGAGAAGCAGCUGAGCAUGGUCUUCCAAUUCGACAUCGUGGACCUCGGCCAGGGCAAGGACUAUAAGUUCCAGACCAAUUUUCCGGGCUGGAAUCUACGAGAACUAAAAGCCGCCGUGAAAAAUACACAAGAUAUCAUCAAGGGCACUGAUGCAUGGACCACAGUGUUCAUGGAAAAUCACGACCAGGGCCGGUCUGUGAGUCGGUUCGGCUCUGACAAGACACCCGAGUUGAGGGUUCGGUCUGCAAAGAUGCUUGCUAUGAUGCAAAGCACUCUCUCCGGCACGCAGUUUAUCUACCAGGGCCAGGAGAUUGGAAUGGUGAACGCGCCUCGAGAGUGGACGAUUGACGAAUACAAAGACAUAGAUAGCAUCAACUAUUAUCGGAUGAUAAGCGAAAAAUCCGGCAAAGACCCAGCCGAGUUAAGCAAGGCGAUGGAUGCUCUGCAGUAUUUGGCGAGAGAUCAUUCCAGACUCCCCAUGCAGUGGAGUGCUGAUGCCAAUGCUGGCUUUUCACCGGCCUCAUCGGCAAAGCCGUGGAUGCGCCCGCAUGACAAUUACCCUGAGAUCAAUGUGAAGCUCCAGGAGAAAGACUCAUCUUCUGUUCUUUCCUUCUGGAAACAGAUGAAUCAGCUGCGAAAAGAGUAUGCCGAUCUCCUGGUCUUUGGAGAGUUUGAGAUCCUCGACGAGCCAAAUCAGAGUGUCUUCACCUAUACUAAGACAAAUCACAACCAGACCAUUUUGGUUGUUCUCAACUUCUCAAAUACAACACAGAAGUUUGAGAAACCUGAUUCCGUGAAGAGCGAAAAUUGGAAAUUGUUGGCUAGCAAUGUAGAUGGGCACAAUGAGGACUUGCAUGCGUUUGAGGGAAGAGUCUUUUUGGUUUAG
Messenger RNA from Penicillium roqueforti, 1737 nucleotides. Its product is annotated as glycoside hydrolase family 13 protein. Lineage: Eukaryota; Fungi; Ascomycota; Eurotiomycetes; Eurotiales; Aspergillaceae. The coding region runs from base 1 to 1737 and encodes 578 amino acids. The record is from RefSeq and is a predicted model, not a curated record. The transcript has a single exon. Gene Ontology annotation, molecular function: alpha-amylase activity. Gene Ontology annotation, biological process: oligosaccharide catabolic process.